ACGCGGGGACUCCCCGCAGCCAAUCGCAGCUGCGCUUAAACCAACCUGGUAAAGUUUGCUUUCUCAGUCGUCUUACGGCGGUCAGUGAAUCAAACAGCGUCUGCUUCUUCUUCUACGGGGCUUUAAAGAUGCUAGUAAACAAGCUAGUUUCUGCUUCGUCCAAAACUUCUCGCUCAAAAGUCAGACACGCCGGCGAAAAGAGCCUGCUGUGAGGGGAGAAGAUGUAUCUGUGGCGGCUUUCCAUCGCUGUAAGCCUCGGCCUGGUUUGGUAUUUUUCAGACUACGGACCCACAGUCACACAUUACAUUAUAUGUUUCCUCUUUUGCGUUUCAACAACGCCGCUGCUGUGUGGAAACCAUGGGCGAGAAAGCAGCACCCAAACAGACGAAGAGACUAAAGAACACCCGCUUCAGGAAACAGUCGAGGAAGAGUCGCUUGAACCUGUUCAGGCGGGGAACCUUGGCCAGAACAUACCACUGACUUCUCAAUGUCCACAUGUAAAGAAGUCUCUUCAGCAAGUGUUCGAAUGUGCCUACGCUCAGCUGGUUCUGCCUUGGUACGGCGUCCCCGAGCCCUGCGAGCAACAGCCUCUGCACAAGGUGCUCAGCAGGGAUUUUGACUUUGUAAUCGACCGCAUCAUUGAGAGGGCCAGGGACUUUGAUGUCUGCCAGGCUGUGGUGAGCUCCAUUAGGAUUUUGACUCAGCACUUGCAUAAGGCAAAGCAGCCAGACCGAGACCCCUUGUUCAGCUCCGCUGCUCUGGAAAUGGCGUUUCUCAGAGAGCUUUCCGACGCCCUGGUGCGCAACCUUUUCCCCCGAUCUUUCUGGGGGCAAGAAACCUACCAUUGUGCCUUAAAUGAGAUGAUUGCCUUAAAGGGUCUGGGCCUCCUGGUGAAUUGGCUUUCUGACCCCGACAACUUGAACCAGCUGGCUGUGAAUCAGCUCGACAGUGUUGCCCUGAAAAGCUCUGCAGAGGAGCUGCAUGCAUCUGACCCAGAUCACACUUCUGUUGCUCCGCAGGAGGGCGAAUGCGACGAGGAAGGCAGCGAAGUAAACUCGCUUGGAGCAGAGAUUUCAACCGGCACUGGAUUGGUGUGCAAACGGAGAGGCCAUAGGUUGAGAGAAGGAUGGUCCAAAUUUGUGGACAAGAUGAAGACCAAGAAAGCCAAGAAGAAGAAGAUUAAAAAGAUGGAGCAGGACCUGGUCCUGAGGAUCAUGGCGGUCCACGAUGGCGGAUCCAACGAGGACGAUGCCAGCAGCAAAGAGGGCUCCCUCAUGAGCCAGGAGGACUCGGAGUUGGAAGACCGCGAUCUGGACGACUAUCUGGCAAGCGUCCAGGAGGACAUGAUGGAAUUCAAGCUUUCUUAUGAGAUGUGGCGCGUCGGCUGCUGGGCUGUCAGCAUCCCUCAUGCAGACUGGGAGGACUCUGAGCUGAUCUUUGCGGUGCAUUUGGAGGAAAAGGACAGCCCUGAGAAUUUACAGUGGGACAUUAAGAAGGCUUACAUGGAUGUUGUUCAUUUCCGCAACAGAUGGCAGGACUCCACCAGCCUUCCCACCAUCGUUAAACUGGAAGAAUCUGAGGUCAACAAUAAGGUUAAAGAAGAAGCCACAGCAUCAGUUCAACACUUCCUGCAGGAAUUAGUUUCUGACAGUAUGAUCGGCCACACGCUGCCGGUUUUUCAGUUCCUGUGUCCCCUCGACAAACUGCUGAAUGAGGAGGAGCAAUUUGGGGGCGUAUGGGGAAUUCUCAGUGGUUUGGCCUGCUUUCUAACCCCUGGCCAAGAGGAAGAAGAGAACUCAAGCCUGCAGACAGAAGUCCCCAAAGAAAACACAGUGACAUCUCCACAUCCUGAAUCCUCCCCCUUCUCUGUAGAAAAUCAUUGUGAAUCCACUCCGAUUCAGAAUGGUUCUCCGUUCCCAACGAUUGUCGUCUCCCAGUAUAAUUCCCCUCCCCAACAGCCUGAGGAAGCAAAAGUUAACCCCCAACCCGCUGCUAAUGCAGACACCUCGCAUGAAAACAGCUUUCAGGAGAAACCCGAGGACUCUGAUUGCACCUUAACCUCUCACUUCAAAAUGAUGUUCAGAGGAAAAUCCAGGUCACAGGAGUCUCUGUCCUCGACGAAGGGCAGCGGGGAUGAGGAGCAGCCUGAUGAAACGCAGCAAGCGGGCGCAGAGGAGCUGUCGCAACUCAGCUGCUGUUCAAAGUCAUUUAAAAAGGAGAGGACAUGUUUCCAGAUGUCAGGUGGAGCUGGCAAGAUGAAAGGAAAGGAGACAACACAGGGCCCUCUGCAGAGAGGGGAGGACUCUCAGAGAGGCCAAGGCAACUGGGAGCAGCUGGAGUCAACCAAAGCCAUAUUUGAUCUGCUGAAAGAAAUAUCAGGAAACUCCAUCCUCAUCAACAUUUUUGAUGCCAUAUUAAAACCUGUGAUGCCCAUCUUGAAGAAGAAGUUGAACUCUUUCCUGAGCAAGUUAAACCCAACAGAGGACCAGAUGGCUGCCUACAUCGACACUCUGCGCAGCAAACUGUGGCCAGAGGUCCAGCAGGUCACUGCUCCUCCUCCUCCUCGCACCGAUGAGGAGAAGAAGGAGACCAGAGAGCGAGCGCACGAUCUCAUCAGCGCUCGAUAUUCAAACCAUCUCUUCCUGAAGAAGACGGAUGUGGAGUCCGUUUUCAAUAUCUUUCAGAACAGAGAGGAAAACAAAACUCUGAUCAAUAUGCUCCUUGGGUUCCUGUUGAGGGAAUUUCUACCCAACGAGCAAUCUCUACCCUUGAGUGCCAACGUUCUUCAGAAAGUGACCAACAACGCCAACUGAUCCGUGAAACCUGCCUUUAUUUUGAAUGUGCGACCCAUUUUUAAAAGUGUGAAGAUAUUUAUAAUUGCCUUCAAAUGUUUGGGACCAUGUAUGCAUGAAUGUGUAAUUUUUACCUCAGACACACUGUGAAUGUUUCUUUUUGUUGAUGAGCUUCUCUUCACACGAACAUGUUGAUGAAAUCAGGACCUUUAUCAGUGGAGGUCAGAAUAUUCUGCAGUUUUUGAUGAUCUCAGGAAGGAAAAGUGACCCUUAUCUCUGUAUUGCAGCUUUCACCUCCCACGUGUUUGUUGUCUAAAAAUAAUUUGUCAAUUAAUGCACUUUGUACCUAAAAAAUGUUUAUUUAAAGGUUUUCAGGGUUUCUUUUUUGAAAAUAUAAAAUCAGAUUUUUUUUAGCUGCACAUAAUUUGUCAAAACACAGUCAGUGCUACUCCUAAAUCUUGAAGUAAAUGUCUAAAACUUAAAUAAAAUGUGUAAUGAUAUAA
This is a messenger RNA of Girardinichthys multiradiatus, 3295 nucleotides long. RefSeq lists its product as uncharacterized. NCBI's taxonomy places the organism in Eukaryota, Metazoa, Chordata, Actinopteri, Cyprinodontiformes, Goodeidae. Gene Ontology annotation, molecular function: phosphatidylinositol binding. Bases 222 to 2813 code for a protein of 863 amino acids. The transcript has 16 exons. Gene Ontology annotation, cellular component: early endosome membrane; intracellular membrane-bounded organelle. The record is from RefSeq and is a predicted model, not a curated record.